Onychostoma macrolepis is the source of this 2258-nucleotide messenger RNA. RefSeq lists its product as uncharacterized. Lineage: Eukaryota; Metazoa; Chordata; Actinopteri; Cypriniformes; Cyprinidae. The record is from RefSeq and is a predicted model, not a curated record. Bases 156 to 1898 code for a protein of 580 amino acids. The transcript is spliced from 4 exons.
ACGCCCCCUACUCGCGCUCCUCGUGCUUGAAAGUUCACUUUUGAUUGUUCCCCAAUACAGCGUUGAGGUCUGGUAGAGCGCUAAUCAAAUCGCUGAAUAAAUCAGAGAAAGGGGGAGUGUUGCGGUAUACAGUGCAAAUCAUCCGCGAAGCCAAGAUGACCAAGCGAAAAGGAAAAAGCACCAAUAAACAGGACGACAGUUUGCUGCUCUUGGAGACGCCAUCUGUAACGCCGCCGAGGGGAUUUAAAGAAUAUGCAGUCCCUGCCAUUGUUUUCUUUAUUUUCGCUGUCGGGGGAUCAACGGCAGUCUGGUUCUGCAGCCAGCAGCAGCAAACCAUCGACAGUCUAACAGAGACAGUCAAUGCAAUGCAACUUAGGAUAACCAAGUUCCAACAGCAGUUGGGAAUGGGUAAUGCACAGAUUGCCAAUGUUGGUGUUUUUGAAGAGCGUCUACAAGCACUGGAAGAAGCCUACACACAGGCCCAAAAAAAGGCAGACGUUGCACUGGCCACUUCAGAAAAAAUCAAAUCUACUGAUCUUCAAAACCAAUUCUGGUCUCUUCAGUCUGAGAUGAAUGGCAAACUGUCUGAACUCCAGCAGGAAUCUGUUUCCACUGCAACGUUGAAUGCAGUGGUCAAGAAUAAGACUGAAGAGAUUGAAACACUGAAGCAGAGGCUUAAUUCUAUCCUUACUGCGAAAUCUGAGGUAGCUGUUACUAUUUCUGGGCUCACAGACACUGUUUUGGUCACCAAAUCACGUCUUGAUGAGCAGAUGUCCACUAUAGAGGGUCUCACAUCUGAGUUGGAGGAACAAAGAAUGGAACUUUCAAGCCUGAAGGAAUCCUAUAUCAGCAACAAGAAGGCUCUUGAAAGAAACAGAAAGCAAGUGAUGGAAAUCAAGGACCUCCUGGAGAUGGAACAGGCAAGAAGAUCCCAAGUUCUUGAGGAGCAGCUUAUGGCAGUCCAUAGGAGUCUGGAGGACCAUCAAAAGAGUACUCAUAGCCUACACUCUCACCUUGCUGCCCAAAUUGAGAUCGUCCAGAGUCAGAUGUUAUCUGAAAGUCAGCAGUCCAGUUCAGAGGAAAAUAUUCCAGUAGAAAAGCAGCAAGUGGAUCGAUCAGCAACUCAGGAGGAAGUUCCAAUCAAGGAUGAAGAAGUUGAAACAAAGGAACAAGCCAUUACCGAGGAGGAAAUGGUAGAGGAGGUUUAUGUUGAAGAAGGGGAGCGAGUGGUACCUGAGGAGGACGAGCCAGCUGAAGAUGUUCAGGUUCAUGAGGAAGAACCUGUUGAAAAGCAAGCCGAUGAGAAUAAAGUUCCUGAGGAAGCUGAAGUCGAAGAAGAUGGUGCUGAAGAGCAAGCAGUAACUGAGGAGAGUGAACAAGCUGAUGAGGUUCCAUUCCACCAGGAUAUUAUUGAGGAAGCAGUAACUCAACAGGAUGAAAUGCCUGAGGAGCUAUCAGCUGAGGAGGUUCAGGUCCUCGGGGGUGAAGAAUCUAUUGAGAAGCAAGUAGUAACUGAGGAGGAUGCGAUAACUGAGGAAGUUCAGGUCAAUGAUGGAGAUGUUAUUGAAGAGCAAGCAGUAACUGAGGGGGAUGAAAUAACUGAGGAGAUUCCAGAUCAAGAAGAAGAAGCUGUUCUUGCUGAGGAAGACCCAACUUCCGUGGAAGAAACAGGAACUGACAUAAGUAUGGCAGAGGCUGUUGAGAACUUCUCUGAAGAUCAGGUAGUUGAAGAUAUCAGUCAGGAGCAAAUGUCGCAGGACCCACUAGAAGAAACUGAGAAGCAGAAAGACUUGGAAGAAUUUGAAGAACACGUGCAAGACUCUGAUGAAGAAGAAGAACCUGCUGAGGAGAAUGAGGAAGAGCUAGAUGAAAAAGACAUUUCUACCAAUGAAAGUUAAAUUCCCGAGAGGAUGACGGUUCAAAAUAAAAGACUUUUUCUGAGGACUUGAAAUGAUCCCCAAUGAAUUAUGUGAUGCAUAGUAUUUCACAUUUGUUGAACUGUUCCUCAGUCUUACUUUGUAUACCCGAAAGUGAACUUUGAACCUAUAGUAGUGAGUUUUUCAAAUCCAAUGAUGAAUUUGUUUUUCUAGUGAUAUCUCUUAAAAUCUUGAAGUGCUCUGUUUACAUUGAAAUGUAGAGUGUUAAUAUUGUUGUACUAGGUUACACAUUUAAAGAAUUGCAGCGUUUUUCAUACAGCAGUUUGCCAGCUAAUAUCCUCAGGAGUGUCACUUGAAUAAAACAGCUUUUUAUCUUUUUUA